AUGUCGGUGACGCGACGUGACGUCACCACGGCAGGAGCAGCCGGGGAGGGCAGCUCGGCGAAGAAGGCCGCGCACGACAACGGUGCGGCGGAGCAGUUGGAGACCGUGACCAUCCUCCUCACGGUGUUCACCGAGGGCGACGUGCUCGUGCUGGCCUCGCAGUGCCUCCUGCUGGGGGUCAUCAUCUGGACCCUCCAGUUCGGGCUACCUGCGGAGAUCGCCGGUUUCGCGUGCAUCGUGAUCGCCACGGUGAUGAUGCUGUUCCUGGGCGUCAUCUCGUCGUUCAAGGAGAUCCGCGACUUCGUCGAGGAGCACGCCGAGGACCUCCAGCACCUGGGCAACAAGGUCCGGGCCUGGUACUACCGCGGCGGCCGCCGCGCAGAGGCGCUGAGGGCGCAGCUGGCCACGAAGGUCAACAUCAUCGUGCCCGACCUGGGGAUCACCUUCUCGGGCGAGACCCAGGACGCGGAGGAGGCGACCCACGAGGAGGGCCUCGCAAAGCUCACCAAGAAGGUGGCCUACUACGUUCACCAUCGCGCGGCACGCGACGGCUCCUGCCCCAGGAGCGUGCGGGAGCUCCCGCGCUUCAAGUCCGACAUACGGAGCAGUCUGAGCAUUGCCCUUGACAUGGACCAGAUGAUGUUGCGCAAGAAGAUUCCUCAGAUUGUCGCCACGCUCCAGUGUGUAAACCAUGUAGGUACCAGCGACUGCUGCGCCAAGAACGACACGUACCUGACGCUAUUCAAGCCGGAGGACUGGAUGCCAGAGUUCGACACGGACAUCCAGAAGAAGGAAGAAAUGCUGCUGGGCUGGCAGAAGCAGGUUCACCGGUGGAUGAAGGACACGCUCGGAGCAGUUGACCACGCCCGCACUUGUGCGCGGCAGAUCCAGGACGAAAUCGCUUUCAACCUGCGGAAGGAUAUCAUGGGCUCGAAGCACAGGACCAGGCUGAAGGUGAAGGUCGGCUCCAUCCGGCUCCCUCGCGACGGCCUGGACGGCAAGCUCGCGUACGUGACCGUGCUGGACGAGCUGGAGAGCAUCAUCCCCACCAGGGAGGGCGGCUUCCCCACGGACCGCACCAGCGGCUUCGCUCGGCUCCAGGGGCGGCCGGCCAGGUGCUGCUUCCUGCCCGAGCUCGGCGCGGAGAUCGACGUGCCCGUUCCCGCCUACAAGACGAAGGUGCGCCUCUGUGUAUGGGCCCAGGUGAAGGACGGCGUCGACGAGCUCGUCGGCUUCACCAAUGAGGUCGACCUCUCCGAGCACGUCCGGGCGGGCGACGACGAGGACCUCGACGGCGACGGCCUCGGCGGCACUGGCAGCGCCACGCUCGUGCUGCACACGCGCUGGGCCGCCCGGGGCGGCGCGCUGGUGCCGCUCUGCGGCGAGGAGGGCACCGCCGGCGAGGCCGGUCGCGAGAGGCCUGUCAUGAUGGCGGUGGGGAUGGCGGUGGGGGCAGGUAGGCGUGAUGACUGCGCUGCUUUUGGUUGGGUGGCUGGCGAAGUUCCAGCUGCGGCGGUCUCGCUGGACAUGUUGGGGUUGCCGUUUGACGACCUCCUCGCGUUUCACAGUUUGCACGACAAGGUGUGCGCACGGCUUCGUGACGGCAUGCAGAGGGCUUGCGGGCGGCAGACGCAGACGCAGCUCAACCCGGUGCAGUACGGCGCGGCCAAGGUGCCCCUGGGAAUUGGCAAGGGCACGGCGUUCGGGCAGCGCGGUCCGAUUGUCGCGGUGGCGCUGGACUCACAGCUGGUGACGGGGACUCCCUGGCUGGAGCACGCGGAGGAGUUGGUGACGCAUCUCCGGGUGCAGGUGGAUUUCUGCACGGAUCACCUGGGCGAGACUUGGCGCGCCUCCCUUAAGCCUCGCAGGCGGGCGGUGCGGCAGUGGAAAUACGCGGCCCUGAUGCCCGCGGGCGGGUGCCAGCGGAAGUGUGGUUGCCAGAACACGGUCGAUAUGAGGCGCAGGCGUGCCCGGCUUGCCAGGCCGCGCACCAGCUGCGUCAUGAGCGGGCCUGGACCAUUUGCUCGAAGCGCGCGCCCCGCUGCGGGGGCUGCAGGAGGCGUGCUGCGGGCCAGGGCGGGCGGGAGCCAGUGGGCGCUACGUGACUCGCUGGACGUGGGGCCUGUGGGGGAGCUGGCUGGCAAAUGCCGUCGGGUGGGCCUGGCCGCGCGCACUUGGGUGCGGCAUGCGCGCGGCGAGGCUCCUGCAGUGUACGCCCCACAGGCAUGA
Molecule: messenger RNA, 2229 nt
Organism: Prorocentrum cordatum
Lineage: Eukaryota; Dinophyceae; Prorocentrales; Prorocentraceae
Source: the annotation of a GenBank genome assembly